Molecule: messenger RNA, 2767 nt
Organism: Phodopus roborovskii (desert hamster)
Lineage: Eukaryota; Metazoa; Chordata; Mammalia; Rodentia; Cricetidae
Product: zinc finger protein 251
Exons: 4
Coding region: 775-2667 (630 amino acids)
Biological process (GO): regulation of DNA-templated transcription
Source: RefSeq, a predicted model, not a curated record
GCGCGGGCCCAGCCGGGUGUAGGUGGGUGGCUGGUCCAGAGGGCCCUGGCCGAGGUGAGGCUCCCACGGUCCUAUCGCUUUGCAGGUGGGCACGGACAGCCGACAGGCAGGUGCAAGGGCGUCGAGUCGUGGAAAGGUGGAAAGGCCGUGCCGAGCCAAGGGACUCGGCGGGUCCCGGGCUGGCUGUCUCAGAGCCGAGGGCGCUGAUGAUGUUGCGACACCGGGAGGAGGGAUAGUGGAGGAGGCAGCGGUCGUGGACAGAUGGGCCACCCAGCAGCGGGAGGACCAGUGGGAGGGACAAGCCGCUGGAGGGGACACGGCCUUGGGAGACAUGGAUGUGAAGGACGAUGGCCUUUAGGUUUUGCCUAGAGCUGACCGUCGCCGCCUAUUUUGUGUCCUCUCACACCCACCACCCUGUGAGGCCCAGAGCCUUUUCCAGGCUGGCCCUCUAAGGCUGAGGCGGUGCUAUGCACCCACUCGGUGCAUGGCUGGAACUGUGCUUGGGGCAGUUCUCAGUUUGGAUAGCAGCACUUUGGAUAGCAGCACUUUGGAUAGCAGCAUGGGACAGGUCACAUGCUGGCUUUCACGGCUUCAGUACACCCCAGAAGGCCCCUUCAGAAGAAAGGUCUGUCGUCUUCCUCUGACCAUCUGUUCACUGCCCCAGCUGAAUGAGGCUGAGUUUGUCUGUUUUCUCUCCCCGAGAGUAAGUUGGGGAGGCCUCAGGCCAGGGCUGCCUCCUGUCUACCACGGAUUCCAAGGUGGUUCACGGCCCAGAUGGCUGCCAAGACCUGCUCCAGGCCUUCGGGCGAGAUGCCUCUGACCUUCCAGGAUGUGGCUGUGUACUUCUCCAGGGCAGAAGAGCAGCAGCUGGGCCCCCAGGAGCGGGCGCUGUACCGGGAUGUGAUGUUGGAGAACUAUGGGAACGUGGCCUCACUGGGAUUUCCAGUCCCUAAGCCAGAGCUGAUCUCCCAGCUGGAGCAAGAGGAGGAGCUGUGGGUCCUAGAUCUUCUGGGGACUGAAGAACCAGAAGUCUUAAGAAGUUGCCAGACAGAUUCUGAAAUUGAGACUGAUAAGGAGCUAUCCAUUUUAAAUCAGAAAUGUUCUGCGAAAGUAAAAACACCAGAAUUCAUAUCACAGAGAUUCCCAAGGGCUAAUUCACAAACACCUGAAUCUCAGGAAGCUUGGGACCAUGAAGGUCAGGGAGAAGGGAGCCAAGAAAGUUCUACUCAGAGUUUGAAGAGAGUUGCUAGAGAGGACUCUCCAGUAUAUAGGAUACAGCUUCCAGAAAAUGCCCAGCCUCCUGCAUUUGAUAGACACUUGAAUUCGAGCCAAAGUGUUGUUACAAUUCAAAGAAAUAAAACAGGACAGAGAGUUUUUAAAUGUGACAUAUGCAAUAAAACAUUUAAAUAUAAUUCAGACCUAAGUCGGCAUCGCAGAAGUCAUACUGGGGAAAAGCCUUAUGAAUGUGGUCCAUGUGGGCGGGCCUUUACUCACAGCUCAAAUCUUAUUCUUCACCAGCGAAUUCACACUGGGAACAAACCAUUUAAGUGUGAUGAAUGUGGGAAAACUUUUGGGCUCAAUUCUUAUCUCCGUCUGCAUCAGAGAAUCCACACUGGAGAAAAGCCUUUUGGGUGUAAUGAAUGUGGGAAGGCCUUCAGUAGAAGUUCAAGCCUCAUUCAGCAUCGCAUAAUACACACAGGAGAGAAACCUUACAAGUGUAAUGAAUGUGGGAAAGCCUUCAGCCAGAGUCCUCAGUUAACCCAGCACCAGAGGAUUCACACCGGAGAGAAGCCCCAUGGAUGCAGUUGGUGUGGAAAGGCUUUCAGUCGAAAUGCAAGCCUUAUUCAGCACCAGAGGAUUCACACAGGAGAGAAGCCCCACAAGUGCAGUCAGUGUGGGAAAGCCUUCAGCCAGAGCUCCAGCCUUUUUCUUCACCACAGGGUUCACACUGGAGAGAAACCCUACGUGUGUAGCGAGUGUGGAAGAGCCUUUGGCUUCAACUCUCAUCUCACCGAGCAUGUAAGGAUUCACACCGGGGAGAAACCCUAUGUUUGCAGUGAGUGUGGCAAAGCCUUUAGCCGCAGUUCCACUCUGAUGCAGCACCGCAGAGUGCAUACAGGGGAAAAGCCCUAUCAGUGCACUGAGUGUGGGAAAGCCUUCAUCCAGAGUUCCCAGCUUACCCUACACCAGCGUGUCCACACUGGAGAGAAACCUUAUGAAUGCGGUCUCUGUGGGAAGGCUUUCAGCCGCAGAUCAGCCCUCACGCAGCAUCAACGAAUUCACAUGGGAGAGAACACACAGGAGUUUGAGUGUGGCCCAGAUUUUGUUUAUGACACUAGCCAUCUAUCCACUGGAGAGAGACAUGGCAGGGCCUUCAGCCACAGUGCAAAACUUGUUCUCCAGUGGACGAUUCGAAGUGGUGAAAAGUCCCAGGGAUGUAAUGAAUGUGGGAAAACUUUCAGCACUUCCUCACAACCCAUGGAAUACCAGAAAAUUCAAGCUGGGGAGAAACCCUAUAAAUGCCAAGAAUGUGGUAAAGCUGGUAGUGAAGUGUCAUCCCAUACUCAACAUCAUGUAACUCGUGUUGGGGAGAAACCACAAUUGAAUGAUGGAUCUGGAAGAUAUUUAAUUCAUAUCAAAAAGAUUUUUCAAGAAAGACAUUUUUAAUAUGAUAAAUGUGGAAAACAAUCUAGAAACUUUGUUUUUAUAUUAGACAGGUUGGCAUAAUGAAAAUUAAAUAUACUUUUACUAACAGACUUGCAUGUUA